Molecule: messenger RNA, 588 nt
Organism: Eruca vesicaria subsp. sativa (arugula)
Lineage: Eukaryota; Viridiplantae; Streptophyta; Magnoliopsida; Brassicales; Brassicaceae
Source: the annotation of a GenBank genome assembly
AUGGCGAUCCCCUCAGCUAAGCUUCUGAUCUCCGCGAUCGCGGUUUUCAUGCUCGUCUCCGCUUCGUUCGCGAGCUCGGAAAUGCCGUUCAUGGUGGUUCACAAGAAAGCUACUCUCAACAGGCUCAAAUCUGGCGCAGAGCGCGUUUUGGUUUCCUUCGACAUCUAUAACCAAGGAUCUGCGGCGGCGUAUGAUGUGAGUUUGAUUGACAAUAGCUGGGUUAAGAAAACUUUUGAAGUUGUUAAUGGAAACACUUCAAGAACAUGGGAAAGACUUGAUGCAGGAGGUAUUCUGUCUCAUUCUUUCGAAUUAGAGGCUAAGGUUAAAGGACCCUUCUAUGGUGCUCCUGCUAGUGUCACUUUCCGCAUCCCCACAAAGGCAGCUCUACAGCAAGCGUACUCAAAUCCAAUAGAACCUUUAGACAUCCUUGCAGACGUGCCUCCAACAGACAAGCUUGCCCUGAGGGUGCUGGCAAAAUAUGGAUCACUUGUUUCAGUGAUCUCAAUGGUGGUUUUGUUCGUACACUUGGUAGCAACACCUUCAUCUAAGUCCAAUGCAGCGAAAGGGAGCAACAAGAAGAAACGCUAA